UUAGAAAUGCCUCGAAAGUUUCCCGCCGAAAUGUGGAUAUUUCGGCGGCUUGAUAGACACGCUUGUGGAUUUACUUACAUCGCAUUCGCACGGUCCUUUAAACAAACCAAACAAGCUACCGACUCGCGAAAUGGAGGGCUUCGAUGAUCCGGGAGUGUUCUUCUCCGAUAAUUUCGCGGUUGACGAGGUACAAGAGAACCGCGUGAAUCUCCAGCACUCGAAAAAGAAAUUCAAGGAGUUCAUCCGACAGUUUCACGAGGGCAACUUCAACUACAAAUACCGGGAUACCUUGAAGCGCAAUUAUAAUCUCUGCAAGUACUGGCUGGAGAUCAAUCUCGAGGAUUUGGCGGCUUUCGACGAGUCCCUCGCGGAGAAGAUCCAAAAGCUUCCAACCGAGUACCUGGCUGUUCUGGAGGAAGCUGCGAAAGAUGUCGCGGACGAGCUUACGGCACCUCGACCCGAGGGCGAGGAGAAGAUGGAAGAUAUUCAGGUGUUGCUGUGUUCAGAUGCUCAUCCGAGCUCUCUGAGAGGAAUGAAGCCAGAUAUUGUUUCCAAGCUUGUUAAAGUUCCUGGUAUAAUUAUUACUGCAUCUGGCAUCAGAUCAAAGGCGACGAAGAUCGCGAUACAGUGUCGCUCUUGCAAAGUCACUCAACCCAACAUUCCUAUCAAACCUGGUCUGGAAGGAUACACCCUACCCAGAAAAUGUACCACGGAGCAGGCAGGUCGGCCAAAGUGUCCCCUGGAUCCAUUCUUUAUAAUGCCAGACAAAUGCCACUGCGUAGACUUCCAGGUACUGAAGCUUCAGGAGUUAACGGAUCACAUACCACAGGGCGAGAUGCCCAGGCAUUUGCAAUUGUAUUGCGAUCGAUAUUUAUGCGACAGAGUUGUACCUGGUAAUAGAGUUCUGAUUCUCGGGAUAUAUUCCAUUAAGAAGGUAUCUAAGACAGGUGGCAAGAAUGCAGGAAGGGAGAAGGCAUUAGUAGGCGUCCGAGCUCCAUAUAUUCGUGUUCUUGGUAUCUCCGUGGAUGGAGAAAAUACCAACAUAGGAACUCAGCCACUCGUUACAUCCGAAGAGGAGGAUCUUUUCACGCGCUUAGCGGCGGAUCCUAAUUUGUACGAGAGAAUUGCAAAGAGUAUAGCCCCUAGUAUUUUCGGUGCAAUCGACAUCAAGAAAGCUAUCGCAAGUUUACUGUUCGGCGGAUCGAGAAAACUAAUGCCGGAUGGUUUGUGCAGGAGAGGCGAUAUUAAUGUCUUAAUGCUGGGUGAUCCGGGUACUGCCAAGUCACAGUUAUUGAAAUUUGUAGAAAGAGUUGCUCCCAUAGCAGUUUAUACAUCAGGAAAAGGUAGUUCUGCAGCCGGUUUGACGGCGUCUGUAUCGAGAGAUCCAGUAACUAGAAAUUUCGUUAUGGAAGGAGGCGCUAUGGUUCUCGCGGACGGUGGAGUUGUUUGCAUAGACGAGUUUGACAAAAUGAAGGAGGACGAUAGAGUAGCGAUACACGAGGCUAUGGAGCAACAAACGAUCUCUAUAGCAAAGGCGGGAAUCACGACAACGCUAAAUACACGAUGCUCCGUGUUAGCAGCGGCAAAUUCGGUCUUUGGUCGCUGGGACGAUAUAAAGGGAGAAGAGAAUAUAGAUUUUAUGCCGACGAUACUAUCACGUUUCGAUAUGAUAUUUAUUGUUAAAGAUGAGCAUGAACACAACAGGGAUGUAACUCUAGCUAAACACGUUAUGAAUAUUCACUGUAACGCUGGGCAGAUCACAGAACAAUCGGUCGAGGGUGAAAUUCCUGUACAUAUUCUCAGAAAGUAUAUCAACUAUUGUAGAACGCGUUGCGGUCCAAGACUUAGUGUAGAAGCAGGGGAGAAAUUAAAAAAUCGUUACGUAAUGAUGCGAGCUGGUACGAGAGAACAUGAGAAAGAUUCUGAAAAACGAUUGUCGAUACCUAUAACAGUCCGGCAGCUUGAAGCUGUUAUACGAAUCUCCGAAGCUUUGGCCAAAAUGCAAUUACAACCUUUCGCUACUGAACUUCACAUUAAUGAGGCUUUAAGACUCUUCCAAGUAUCUACAUUAGAAGCCGCGAUGUCUGGAUCACUAGCAGGUCUACUACAAAUUGAUAAAUAUAAAGAGCAGAAGGAUUUACCUCGGAAGAAGAUCAUGAAAUUCUAUCCCGCAUUGAAAAGCAAUUGAAGAACAGAUUUCCUAUUGGACAUCAAGUCUCUGAACAAAAUAUAGUGAAAGAUUUUCUCAAGCAGUCAUUCCCGGAACGCGCCAUUUACAAAGUUAUACAUACGAUGAUACGCCGCGGUGAACUUCAGCAUCGUUUGCAACGUAAAAUGUUGUACAGAUUGCACUGAUGUAUAACAGAAAUUUCUCCAAUGUAUAAUUACAUACUUUGUAUCGUUGUGCUCGUAUGUGGUAAGUUAUGUAAUUCUUUCUCAACUAUUUUGAUACAAACUAACAAUUUGCACGUUAAUUUAUGAUUAUGGAAGUUCGUUUUUAAAUGGAUAAUGUGGAUGAUCUUGAAUUCUGAAACAGACACAAUAAAUGUAAGAAAAUUUUAUUUUAUAUGAAAUAUACAAUUUUUAAACAU
Solenopsis invicta (red fire ant) is the source of this 2591-nucleotide messenger RNA. It is a transcript of the gene Mcm5, whose product is annotated as DNA replication licensing factor Mcm5. Gene Ontology annotation, biological process: DNA replication initiation; DNA replication; double-strand break repair via break-induced replication. The coding region runs from base 131 to 2188 and encodes 685 amino acids. The transcript is spliced from 8 exons. The record is from RefSeq and is a predicted model, not a curated record. Gene Ontology annotation, molecular function: DNA replication origin binding; 3'-5' DNA helicase activity; single-stranded DNA binding. Gene Ontology annotation, cellular component: MCM complex; nucleus. Lineage: Eukaryota; Metazoa; Arthropoda; Insecta; Hymenoptera; Formicidae.